AUGUCUCUGCCAACACGCUCAGACAGCCAUGCGGCAGCCGCUGAAUCGAGCAAGGACGUCGAAAAUGCGAUUGCUUGCCCCAAGUGUGGAAAGACCUUCUCGAGGGCGGUCAAUCGCGAUCGUCACCUGGCAACCCACAACGCAGUGCCUUCGCUGGCCUGCUCCAUCUGUCAGCGCCGCUUCCAUCGUGCAGAUGUGCUCGCAAAGCACGUCCUUCGUCACCGAUCUCGCUCGUCUAGCUCGGACGAUGCCUUGUCCGUCUCCGCCCACGCACAACAGCGCAGCCCGUCUCCACCCAAAGCUCGUCCGUCCGACUCCUAUACACUUGCGACAAAUGCCAGCGCACAUGCUGCGCAGCCUGGAAAUCCUUCGCCGUCAGUGAGAUCGCUUGCAGCCAGUCGCAAAGUGUCAAAGGCAUGCAGCCUCUGCAACAGAGCCAAGGUGCGGUGUGAUGGUGUCCUGCCCGUGUGUGGCCGAUGCUCUCGUCUCGACAAGGCAUCCUUGUGCAAGUACGCUCUUCCAGCCAAUGCCAUGCAGCCUGCGUCCGAGCAAACCGUUCAGAGCGACUCCACUCCCGCCCACGUCGCUGGAUCGAGCGGACAUGUUUCAGCGCCCAUCAACCAAGACGCUACAAGCACACUGCAGCAUGCUGUCGACUUUGACUCCAUCGCUGCAGCAGUCGACAACCUUGUCGAUGCGCCACCAUCCACGAAUGGGAGGCAACUCGGCACGUCAAGCUUCGAUCCGGGCUUGUCCACCAGCUCGUUCCCGAACCACUUUCGUGCCCUCGACUCGCUCGACCUCGAGUCCUGGCGGCAGUCUCAGGCGCAGACGACAAACACUGCUGCCUGGUCGUCGGCUCUGUCGCCGCUUCCAGUCGACUGGCUACUGCAGAACGAGAUUCCGGACGACGAUUGGGCAGCUUACCUGGGUGACCCAGGCGUUCCCUUGAUAGGAAGCUACUUUGAACAGCCAGAGCCUUCGUUUCCCCGUUGGCGCUACGAUACACACCAUGCCGCCUCCUCUUCGACGCCACACGCCACCUUCGCUGUCGAUGCCGCGCUGCCGGUCGGCCUUACAGACGAUCAUUCAAACGCGCGUCCUUCGGCUCACCCUCGCACACCGCUUCGGACACGCACUCCUCAGAACUCCUCGCAAGUGGCCCAGGCUCAGUGCCAGCCAAGUGCGAUCUCGCCGGCAAGCAUGGACGCCAAUGCUGCCGCUGCCACCUUGGCGCGGAUCCGCAGUGAGGCGGUGAACCGAGGCCUGCUGCGCUCGGCUUCGCCCUCGGAGGACGACAGCAGCGGCUCCUCAAGUUGCGGUCCAGAAGACGUCGACAACAACAACCGUGGCGGACCUCGCGCCGCUAUUAGCCCUCACCGUCAGAUCGGCCCGUCGCAUGGCGCUUUGAGACGCCGUAGAUCGCGCGAUGGCGCCAUCGAUGGACACGCUGGACCACGCCGCUCAUCUCCGCCACAUUCGCCCGGGUCGUCGUCCGAGUCGUCCGAUCUGGACCCAAUGGAACGUGCGAACCGAGACAUUGCUGCGCAACCGCGACAGCAACGAGUGAGCUACCGCCAUCCGGAUCCUUCGGCGCGGAAUCAUCUGAAUGCAAGCCCGGCAGCACCCUCGCCCGAGGACGUGGCUAUGCAAGAGCUGGUUGCUGAGGAGCUAGCGCAACGAACCCACCAAAACGACCAGGUCUCGGGACGUUCGCCGCACACUGCGACGUCGGAUCGGUCCAGCAAACGGCGCAAACGACGGCACAAGUACUGGCCCUCGGUGUACCGGCCCAAAGCUACCGACGGCGGGCGGCAUCUUAGUCUUCAGAAAGUGCCCUUUGCAUCGGACGAGGUGAUGGCGCUCGAGAACAGCUACCAAGUUGCGCCGAUGACGGACCAGGCCAAGGAGCGCAUGAUCGACGAGUUUCGCUUCUGCGAGGUGGAGCCGCAAGACCUUCGUCGCAUCCAGGAUACGCUGCGGUCCACCGAGACGGCCACGCUGAACCUCUUUGUGCAACUGUACUUUGAGCAUCACGACGCCAUCUUGCCCAUCCUGCACCGCGCGAGCUUUGAUCCGGAUACGUGCGAUCCGCUUUUGCUGGCGGCGGUGACGUGUGUGGGUGCGCUGUGCUCCAAGGCCGAGAAUGCCUUUGCCUACUCGCUGCUCACGAGCUCGCUGGUGCACGCCGUGUCGUACAAGCUGAUCGGCAUCAACCAUUUGCGCGGACGCUACUUGCCCUCGAUGCAGACGUUGCUGCUCACCUAUGCGCUCUGGCGCAAUCUGGGCGAUCCGGCUAAACUCGAGUAUGUCGAAGGCUUCCGCAACAUCGUCUUGACCAUGGCGCGGCGAUGUCGACUGUUCGAGCUGGUGCCUUUUGUGCUGGACCCCAAUGCGAUGGGUUCGAACCAGGGGCAAGCGAACGAUGGCGAGACACUGGCGCGCAAACGCGAGCAGGAGUGGCAGCGUUGGAUCCGCAAUCAGGAAAUGGUGCGGAUGAGCUGGGCGCUGCUUGCGCUCGACAGCGAUCUCAGCCUGGCGUGGGAUCUUCCGUGCACGGUGACCAUUGCUGAGCUCGGGUCUCCGUUGCCGUGUGUCGAGUCGCUGUGGCAGGCCGAGUCGGCAGAAGAGUGGAUGGGCAUGUCGAUGGAGCAGGCUGCAUCUGCGCACAAGAGCCGACUUGCCGAUCUGCUGUGCACAUCUCGACUCGGCGUCGGCGCCCCUCGCCAAGGAGACCGACUGACCGCACAAGCAUCCGCUGCGAAAGAGUCGGCGAUGGAUCUGCGUCACUCGUCGCCCAUGACGCGGCUGGUGCUAAGCGCGGCCGUGCACAACCUCGUACUGAGUCGAUGGAACCUCGACACGGUGCUGUCGCAAUAUGCCAAUCCGCAGGACGACGACGAUGGCGAAGACGACGACGCCGACAGUGGCAAAGCCGUUCUACCCCAUCGGGAUCCGGCGCUGCAAUCGUGGGUGGAAUCGAUCACCGCCAAGCUCAACCAUCUCACUUCGAGUCGACUUGAUGCCAGCAGCAAAGGCGAGGCGCAGCUCAUGCUGCACGGUGCGCGCCUGCGCAUGCUGGUGAGCUUCAAGAUGGUGCAAAUCAUGUCGGGUCGUAAGGGCCACCGUCGCGCCAAGGUGCAGAUGAAGCGUUGGCUCAAGGGCCCGCUGCAAGACGAAUCUUUCCGCACCGACCUUUUCAGCGAGGCGAGCAAGAUCUUUACGUUGAGCAUCUCGUCGCGCCGCGACAUUGCGCCGCUCAACCUGGCGUCGUCGUCGUCGUCGCAUGCAGCUGCCAACGUCAGCACGCGAGGCAGGAGUGCUAGUCGGAGCAGCGGCAAUGGCGCGUUCGAACGGGCUGGUCCGAGCUCGUUUGACUCGUCGGGCACGGGACAUGCAACGUUUUCGGGUACGGGCGCGGAGAACUCGAUCCUGUUCUACGCGACCGUGUGUCUGGCGCUGCUCUGCCAGUGGCUCCAGCAGAAUCAAAGACCCGAGCCGAGCCGAGAUCAGAGCGGCACCGCAGACGUCUCAGCGGAGGCCGGCAGCCCCGCUGGUUUGGCCAGAGGCUCGAGCGUGUCGAGGAAGACGCGCCGGAAGGACGUCUAUUUCCUGCCCGGAGUUGGCGCACUCACGCACGCCAUGUCGCUAGACCGCCUGAUCCACGUGGCGGUGCACCAGGGCCUCAAUCGCAGUGCGUGGCCGCUCGGAUACGUGCUUGGCAAGGUGCUGCAGCAGUGGGCUCGAACCCUCGCCCGAUGA
This is a messenger RNA of Moesziomyces antarcticus, 3762 nucleotides long. RefSeq lists its product as uncharacterized. The transcript has a single exon. The coding region runs from base 1 to 3762 and encodes 1253 amino acids. Gene Ontology annotation, molecular function: DNA binding; zinc ion binding; DNA-binding transcription factor activity, RNA polymerase II-specific. Gene Ontology annotation, biological process: regulation of DNA-templated transcription; DNA-templated transcription. Lineage: Eukaryota; Fungi; Basidiomycota; Ustilaginomycetes; Ustilaginales; Ustilaginaceae. The record is from RefSeq and is a predicted model, not a curated record.